AUGUAUAAGUAUCUUAUAAUAGUAGCUUGGACUAGCUACGUAACAGAAGAUAAACCAAUAUCCAGAAGUGAUACUAAGAAGGGUAUGUACGCCAAGGAGCAGGCGGCUAACCCUCACUUGACGAUAAGGUAUACCAAGGGAAGCAAGCAUUGGAUUGACCACUUUUAUCUUCUCUGUUCAGAAUUUGAAAUAAUAAGAAGAUACUGUUUAGAUUCCAGUUGUUAUUUGCAAAAGCUUUUUGACGUAUAUAACGGUAAGUAA
Molecule: messenger RNA, 261 nt
Organism: Acanthoscelides obtectus
Lineage: Eukaryota; Metazoa; Arthropoda; Insecta; Coleoptera; Chrysomelidae
Source: the annotation of a GenBank genome assembly